GUAUUUGCUUCUGGAGAUCAUUUGGCUUGACCCACGCGGUUGUAACCUUGCAACGAUGUACCUUGAUACUGGAUCUAUUUAUCUUGCAUUCGACCACCUUGAAGAAGCGGCAAAAGCUUAUCGCAACUGUUUACGUCUGGAUUAUUUCAACUGGAAAGCUCGAUACAACUUAGGCCUUGCUACAGCUCGCUUGCAAGAUUUCGUGGAGGCUACUCGACAGCUGAAACUCGCUUUGAAAGCAUGUCCAAUAGAUAUUGCAGAGGAAAUUACCAAGAUACUCAAGGAAAUUGACCAAAUCCAGUACUCCAAGAAUUUGCGAGCUUACAAGGACGCAACAAAGGCACGUGUGUUCACGACGCAAAUUCUGGAAUCUCAGAAUGUGAUUUCAGGAAAACUUGGUGUGCCAAAUUUGCCAGAAGACCAUACUAUUAGCCACCGCAAUGGUUUAGCACUAUCGUCGUCUACUCCGCAUCUUCUGGAUGUCUCUCAUGAAUGGCAAGGUGGCUUAGCAUCUGUGCUGCAUCGACUUCAUGCAUUUGCUCGACUUCGUCACAUUGACAUUCAACCCAAAAUGCUACGACUAAACCCCACACGAACGGAUGGGAUUUCCGUUCAGGCGUUGGAUGAAUUGGUGGCACGAGUCACCGGAAUACCGCUGAGCAUGACUGAGCGCAGCGAUCUGACCCUCAUGCUAGGCAACUACGGGUUUACAAACUUCCAGUACCUAAACGCAAAUGCAGAGAGUAUUCAUGCCUUCAAUGAGAUACAAGACCACGGUGCGAGUCACGCAUUGCUAUACUGGAAUUUAUACCGGAAGCGCGCAAAGCGAAGCGCAGACAGCAAGACUGGCGGACUUUGGUACUGGUUCGAGUUGACAAUGGCAAAAUGGAUUGGACAAGUGCUUCAUCAGCGAUCGACAGCGGGCUCUCUCGACCACAUAACUUCAUCGCUGAUAGAAGCCUUAUUUGUUCAUGGAUGGGUUACCCCAAUGGAUUUCGCUUGGAAAUGGAAAAGCUUGCCAGAUCCAGACGACUUUCCCAUGUUACAGCUUGCGAACCGCGGGAUAUUCAUUUUUGAGUGUCAUCGUGCUCGAAGCUGCAUCCAGGAGGAGGCAAGCAGGACCCUGCUAAUGUUUUUACGAAAGUGUAUCAUCAAAUGUAAGAGACGCAAGCACUCUCGACUGCUAGACGUUGGCAAUUAUCAAGAGAGAAGCGUAAAUGAAGCAGUCUUUUUGGAAGACAUACACACACAACUGAGGAAUGAUAUUCUACUCGAUCAGCAAGUUGCACAUGAAGUACUUUUGUGUAUUGAAGAUAUGGUCGACGAUGUGAUCAUUUAUCAUCGCCAGCAACAGCAGCAGAAGGCAUACGAGGAGGAGGUCCGAUGGCAAGAGGUUCCAGUGAGAACAGAACAGCGACAAAAGAUAAUCUCUGAAGUAAUAUAG
Molecule: messenger RNA, 1444 nt
Organism: Phytophthora nicotianae INRA-310
Lineage: Eukaryota; Oomycota; Peronosporomycetes; Peronosporales; Peronosporaceae
Exons: 2
Coding region: 56-1444 (462 amino acids)
Molecular function (GO): protein binding
Source: RefSeq, a predicted model, not a curated record